AUGGUGCAGAAACUCGAGAACGAGGCCGACGUCCGACGAUCAGCCAAAGAACCCACCUUCUCCAAAAAGCCGUCUUGCUGUUUUAAAACGAAACAAGAAACUGCUCACACACAGAAUCAGACGAAGUGGGAGGAGCGCAAGGUGACGUCAUUGGAAGAAGCCUUCACGAAGCUUGUGGACAUGAACGCUUUAGUUGCUCGGCCGGCUAAUGAUACGAAGAAGAAUCCAUUUGAUCAUAUUCUAAAUCCACCCAAGGCUGUGCUGCAUAAUUUCCCAGUAUCGAGGGUGUCUUUAUUGCUCGAGAUACGACUGAUGCACGAGCUUUUGGAAUUGUUUUCGGCCAACCUGAUAGUUGUUUUUGAGAUGAAGAAGAAGCACAUUGAACAAGUCAAGCAACAGCAGGAAGAGCGGAAGGAGACAACACCAGUCGAUGGUGUAGCGGUUGCAGACCUAUUAGAUUUGGAAACGGAAGUACAGCAAAUCGAACAAGGUUUACAUCAAUUGGAACAGAUACCGACGAACACGGAUGCGUUCGGCGCAACUCCAUUCGCUGACCCGUUCCAAGACAGCUUAACCAACAAUGUUUCCAUUAAUGGGUCUUAUGGAAGUGCUGCAUUGAAUGGUGCGGCUCAUAAUCCACAUCAGUUCCAACAGACGUUCAAUGCUCACUCGCAAAGUACAGUGUGGCCUCAGCCUCCAGCAGUACCACCGCAGGUUGCCCAUAACAAUUUCCAGUUAGCAGUGCCUGCUGUUGCGCCGUUCGCAGCUGAUGCUUGGGGAGCAACGCACAUGCAACAUACACAUAGUACUCCAUCGUUUGUUCCUGGAGGUUUCUCUGAAACGAAUCCAUUCGCCGCUGCCGUCACUGCUCCUCAACAAUUUGUACCACCUCGUGAUCCUUUCGAUACUCGUGGCGUUUUACAAAUACAGCCAAUGAUGAAUAAUACUGCUGCACGGACUGUUGACUGGGGAACAAAGGAAAACGCUGCUCCACAAUUGCAUCAUGCCAAUUCUUUCACUACUAACCCUACUCAAUACUGCUUUGGGAGAUAA
Messenger RNA from Ostertagia ostertagi, 1053 nucleotides. Lineage: Eukaryota; Metazoa; Nematoda; Chromadorea; Rhabditida; Trichostrongylidae. The record is from the annotation of a GenBank genome assembly.